GGGACGUGGUCGUGGGCGCGCAGCCAGCGGCUCCCUGCCCUUCCCCUCCGGGCCCUGAGUACCGGCCCCCCACCAAGGAGGAGCCCGAGGUCUCCGUCCCGGCGGCGAUGCUGCCCCGUCGGCCUCUGGCGUGGCCCGCGUGGCUGUUGCGGGGUGCUCCGGGAGCCGCGGGUUCUUGGGGUCGGCCGGUUGGCCCCCUGGCCCGCAGAGGCUGCUGCUCCGCCCCGGGGAUCCCCGAGGUGCCGCUGACCCGGGAGCGCUACCCCGUGCGGCGCUUGCCGUUCUCCACGGUGUCUAAGCAGGACCUGGCCGCCUUUGAGCGCAUCGUGCCCGGCGGGGUCAUCACGGACCCGGAAGCGCUGCAGGCUCCCAACGUGGACUGGUUGCGGACGCUGCGAGGCUGUAGCAAGGUGCUGCUGAGGCCACGGACGUCGGAGGAGGUGUCCCACAUCCUCAGGCACUGCCACGAGAGGAACCUGGCCGUGAACCCACAGGGGGGCAACACAGGCAUGGUGGGUGGCAGCGUCCCCGUCUUUGACGAGAUCAUCCUCUCCACUGCCCGCAUGAACCGGGUCCUCAGCUUCCACAGCGUGUCUGGAAUUCUGGUUUGCCAGGCGGGCUGCGUCCUGGAGGAGCUGAGCCGGUACGUGGAGGAACGGGACUUCAUCAUGCCGCUGGACUUAGGAGCCAAGGGCAGCUGCCACAUCGGGGGAAACGUGGCAACCAACGCCGGAGGCCUGCGGUUUCUUCGAUAUGGCUCACUGCAUGGGACUGUCCUGGGCCUGGAAGUGGUGCUGGCCGACGGCACUGUCCUGGACUGCCUGACCUCCCUGAGGAAGGACAACACGGGCUAUGACCUGAAGCAGCUGUUCAUCGGGUCGGAGGGCACUUUGGGGAUCAUCACCGCGGUGUCCAUCUUGUGUCCACCCAAGCCCAGGGCUGUGAACGUGGCUUUCCUCGUCACCUGUGUGCCGCCCGCCUGUGGUCCUGGGAGCCCGAGGCCAGCCCGGCUGCCGCAUCCUGCUCUUCGCACUCCAGGUCUCAGAUAGGAGUCACUCGCCUCUUCGUGCCACGCCCACAUCUAAGCGGUGUAGAACAGGCCCCUGUGAGGAUGGCCCUGGUGUCCCUCGUGCUCGUGGGCUCGAUCCAGCUCUCCAGGGCCCCGGUCAGCCCUGGCUCCUGCUCUCCUGCAGCUGGGGCGACUUCCGACGAGGCACUCUUGUCCCACUUCCUGGGGAUUCCUGCCCACUCUGAGCAAGAUGCCGAGUCCCCACCGCCAGACCCUCCAACACCACCACCACCUCCCACACCCCGGCCCUCUGCGCGUCUGCAGCCACGCCCCGACAUGGUGCUCGGGUCACAGGCCUUGAGGUGCUCCUGUGUCACCCAGUGCAGGCUGCCCAGGCUUUGCUGAGGUUCUGCAGACCUUCAGCACCUGCAAGGGGAUGCUGGGCGAGAUCCUGUCUGCAUUCGAGUUCAUGGAUGCUGUGUGCAUGCAGCUGGUCGGGCGCCAUCUCCACCUGGCCAGCCCGGUGCAAGAGAGUCCGUUUUACGUCCUCAUCGAGACUUCAGGCUCCAACGCAGGCCAUGACGCUGAGAAGCUGGGCCACUUCCUGGAGCACGUGCUGGGCUCCGGCCUGGUGACCGAUGGGACCAUGGCCACUGACCAGAGGAAAGUCAAGAUCUCCACAAUGGAAGUUCGAAGCAAGCAAAAGCCACGCGAACCACAGGCCGAUCUGUCUGAGCCCCAGGAUUUGGCCCGGUUCCGCUUCAGCCACCAGCACCGUCUGCUCCUCCUCAGAAUCCUUCCUCCCCCGUGGCCCGCCGGCCGUGUCCCUCCUCCCCCACGGCCCGCCUACCAUGUCCUUCCCUCCCCCGUGGCCCACCCACCAUGUCCUUCCCUCCCCCGUGGCCCACCCACCAUGUCCUUUCCUCCCCCGUGGCCCACCCACCAUGUCCUUUCCUCCCCCAUGGCCCACCCGCCAUGUCCCUGCCUCCCACCCGACAUGCCCCUUGAGCUGCCUGGGCCCUGCUGUCGUCCCCACUGCCUGUGUGACUCUGCGCCCCCUUCCCUACCCUGCCCCGCCGUGGUUCAGGGAGCGUCCAGGCCCAUCCUCAUCCUCAGGGCCUUCCCUGGCCCUUGCCACUCCGUGCCGUGUCAUGACCUGAAGCUGCAGGUGGGCGCCUCCCCCUUCCAUCAUGGCUGUCCCCCUUCUGUGAGGUGUCCCAGUCGCCUGAUUGCCGGAGUCCCAGGGUGCUCGGUGCUGUCGUGGAGCCUGGGACAUUCACUGUCUGGGAUCGAUUCCAGGAUGCUGUGGGCCCUGAGGGAAAGGAUCACAGAGGCGCUGAGCCGGGAUGGCUACGUGUACAAGUACGACCUCUCCCUCCCCGUGGAGCGGCUCUACGACAUCGUGACUGACCUGCGCGCCCGCCUCGGCCCGCACGCCAAGCACGUGGUGGGCUAUGGCCACCUUGGAGAUGGUAACCUGCACCUCAAUGUGACGGCGGAGGCCUUCAGCCCGUCGCUCCUGGCUGCCCUGGAGCCCCACGUGUACGAGUGGACGGCCGGGCAGCAGGGCAGCGUCAGCGCGGAGCACGGAGUGGGCUUCAGGAAGAGGGACGUCCUGGGUUACAGCAAGCCACCGGGGGCCCUGCAGCUCAUGCAGCAGCUCAAGGCCCUGCUGGACCCCAAGGGCAUCCUCAACCCCUACAAGACGCUGCCCAGCCAGGCCUGACGGCCACUCCCGCUGCUGCCAAGGCCCACUGGGGGUCAGCGGGUGGCUCUCGGGCGGGGGUGUUGCGGUGGCUCUGAGCGAUGAGCCGGCAGUGGGCAGGGGACCAGGCACCUGGUCGAAGGGACUGGGAGCCCGCACUGGGGAACUGCCGGACGCAGGCCCUCGGGCAGGAGCAUCUGGCAGAGUGGGGGGCGCGGCAGGCACCCUCCUUUGCAGGGCAAGGUGGGGCCUCUGCAGCCAUCCUGGACAGGCCGGGGUGGCGGCAGCUUUGCCCACGUGGAAGCGGGGUGGGUCUCACUUGCAUGGUGGUGGUCCCUGGCCCCAUCUUGCCUGCUGCAGUCUAGGGAGCAGGCACUGGGUGGUGUUUCUGCCUGUUUGCUGCUCGUUCCCCGGGCACGCGUGGGCAGCGGGGGGCAGCGGUGGGCAUGGGCAGGACCACGUGGGCCGUGAUCGUGGGUUGCCGAGAGGACCUGAGCGCUGCGGCUCUGCUGAAUGGAGCCGGGUCCCUCAGGCCGUGGACGCCCUCGGGAGGGGUGACUGUGGCUUGUGUCUGGACCUGAGUGACAGGAAUGUGUCAUUUCCCGCAUCUUCUAGAGGGCUGCCAGCUGGGAAGACAGUUAUCAGGGCAAGCUGUGCUCUGAGUUUCAGGUUCUGCUCCUACAAAGAACGUGCGGUGCUGCGGGCGAGGGCCCCGGCACGGACAAGGGUCACUGCAGAGUGUGUUUCUGCUCGUCAGCCACCCUGGGCAGCGGAUGGGCUGGGCGACGCAGCUGGACGCACAUCUCUUUCUGUCAUGAAUGUCCAGUAAAAAUCUGAAUUGGUUGCAA
Pan troglodytes (chimpanzee) is the source of this 3562-nucleotide messenger RNA. RefSeq names its product D-2-hydroxyglutarate dehydrogenase (gene D2HGDH). Gene Ontology annotation, cellular component: mitochondrion. NCBI's taxonomy places the organism in Eukaryota, Metazoa, Chordata, Mammalia, Primates, Hominidae. The record is from RefSeq and is a predicted model, not a curated record. The transcript is spliced from 12 exons. The coding region runs from base 1446 to 2735 and encodes 429 amino acids. Gene Ontology annotation, molecular function: FAD binding; catalytic activity.